CAUGGAUGCAAUGGCGGCCUCUGAUGCGCCUAUAUGAGUUACCAGUAAUGAAUCUUCUCAAUGGUUUUGCCAGGAUUGUGAUACUCAGAUGUCAAGAAGAGAAGUUUUAGCACUGUACAGGCGAAUAUUUCGAGUAGCACGGCAAUGGAGAGCCGCAAUACCUGCAGAUACUGAGGCAGAGCGACAGUACAUAAAAGAUGAAGCCAGACAAUUAUUUCGUAAGAACAAGAACAUUACUAACACAAACGAGAUAAUGCUUUGUAUCCAUGAGGCCAAUGCACGAGUUGAGAUGGGGCUUCACUAUGGAACACCUUAUCCUAGAAUGAUACACAUGCCGCCAACAGCUGUUCCAAAAACAAAUACAAAAGAGCGGAAAACCCAAGAACGAAUUAGAAAACAGGCCAAACCUGUUUACAUGCACUCAGAUGAUGAUGUUGAUAGAUAAAAUACUUUGGCAUUGGACAUUUUGGGCCAGUGAGUGACAAAGUUAACAGGAGUAAACGAGUUCACUUGUGUUGCUAACUUCAUGCUGGUGACAAUUCAAGAUGAUCUUAGAAUCUUAUUGUCCCAAUUAAAGUGGCCCUGAUUAAAACUAUGACUGUGAAAGUGACUGACAUUUCAACAACCAUAGAAAAGACUCUGAUGGCAACUUCAAAUGAAAUGGUGAUUUCCGUUGUCACCAACAACAGUUUAUUUCUCAUCCAAUCCACCAGUUUACAUUUGUGUUUACAAUUGACUGCUAAUCCUGGGUUCAAACUAUUUAUUAUGAACUGCUCCAAGAAUUAUCAGUUACACUUGGAAAAUUGACCAGUAGAGAGGAUCCCUUACUGACUCAAUGUAUGUUUGAGAAAAGAAGUACAUCCAAAAUGAAGUUCAAGUAAAGAAAUUAUUCUUGCAGGUGAGCUGCAAUUUAACCCUUCAACUCCCAGAAGUGAUAAACAUGCAACUUCUCCCAAAAUGUCCAUACAUUAUCCAACAAACAGGUAUUACGAAUACACAAAAUUAUCUGGCAGAUGUCAUCUUGAUCCAACACCAAAUUCUCAUAACUAAUAAACAAGGUAAUGUGUAGUAGCAAGAGGGGAGAAUAAACAAUCAGAUCUUGGGAGUUAAAGGGUUGAGCUAUUAUAGAAAAGAAGCCUGUAAAAAUUCAGGCUUUGACAGGAUAUGAAUCAAUGCCUCCCAGAUACCUGUUGUACACUCCAACUGACAGAGCCACCAAGCUACAUGCUGGGAGCAAGGCCAAUUUAAAAGGAUUGUUCUUUCCAUAGAGGACUUCGAUAAAAUUUUUUCUUUAAAGGAUACAUAAGAAAUAGAGUUUUUUCUUAAAACAAUUCUUAUUAUUACAAAACAAUUGAUCACUUGAUUGAAUGAAUUUUUUUAUUAAAAAGUCACUCUGUUACAAUCAUAACCAACAAUUUAAAAUCAAUUCAAAAACUAGGUAGACUGCUGUGUGAUUUAAAAAUAAAACCAUCCAUUAACUACCAGACUUAAAAUUUAUUUACUUGGCAAAAAUAAUUUUGCAUGCAGAUCUUCAAAGCCCCACUAAAGAAGGACAUCUUACAAUCCAGCAGUAUGUAUGAUGGAGUUACAUGCCACAUCCAUAAUGCAGCAUUUUCUUUCCAAUAUUCACAUACUGAAAUAAUUGUAAGUGUGCACCAAUAGACCAA
This is a messenger RNA of Pocillopora damicornis (cauliflower coral), 1667 nucleotides long. RefSeq names its product LYR motif containing protein 1. Gene Ontology annotation, cellular component: mitochondrion. Lineage: Eukaryota; Metazoa; Cnidaria; Anthozoa; Scleractinia; Pocilloporidae. The record is from RefSeq and is a predicted model, not a curated record.